This is a messenger RNA of Carassius carassius (crucian carp), 1059 nucleotides long. Its product is annotated as trace amine-associated receptor 4-like. The record is from RefSeq and is a predicted model, not a curated record. Gene Ontology annotation, biological process: G protein-coupled receptor signaling pathway. Gene Ontology annotation, cellular component: membrane. Gene Ontology annotation, molecular function: trace-amine receptor activity. Bases 19 to 1059 code for a protein of 346 amino acids. The transcript has a single exon. NCBI's taxonomy places the organism in Eukaryota, Metazoa, Chordata, Actinopteri, Cypriniformes, Cyprinidae.
CAUUCCAAAAUAUUAGUAAUGACUUCAAAUGAAACAGACAUUUACCCUGAGAAUGUGUUUCUCUGCUAUCCACUCCGGCCGGACUCCUGUAUGAAAUUGCAUCGUCUUACUGUUGUUAAAGUGGUGAUGUAUGUUUUCAUGGUGCUGAUGAUCCUCACAACAGUUUUUGGGAACCUGCUGAUCAUCAUCUCCAUCUCUCACUUCAAACAGCUUCAGUCUCCAACUCAUCUGAUCGUUCGCUCUCUGGCUGCCAGUGACUGUCUGCUGGGCUCUUUGGUCAUGCCGUACAGCAUGGUGCGAUCUGUUGAAGGCUGCUGGUAUCUGGGAGAUGUUGUGUGUAAAGUGCAUUCUAGUUUGGACAUGACUUUCAGCAUCUCUUCUUUAAUACAUCUCAGUUUAAUAUCUGUCGACAGGUACAUGGCCAUUUGUGACCCUCUGAGGUACAGAAUGAGGGUCACAAAUAACAUUGUGUCUGUACUGACUACCUUCACAUGGCUUUUUUCAUUUCUCUACAGCUUUUCUAUUGUGUUUUCAGGGGUAAACAAAAUUGGCUUGGAGUCGUUCAUCAUGCAGGUUUACUGUGUGGGAAGUUGUGUUUUGUUUUUUAACAAACAGUGGGGUCUUAUAUGUUCCCUUCUCACAUUCUUUCUUCCCGGGACGAUCAUGAGCUCUCUGUAUAUGAAAAUCUUCCACGUUGCACGAAAACACGCAAAGGAUAUGUCAGAAAGAGUGACUGUGAUGGCAGCAGGAGGGUUGAAGAGCCAAAGCUCUGCUGAAAGAGAAGGAAAGGCAGCUAAAACUCUGGCCAUUGUCAUGGGUGUUUUUUAUUUCUGCUGGUUGCCUUUUUUUACUGCCACUGCUGUAGAUCCUUUCCUCAAUUUCGUGACUCCUGGUUAUGUUUUUGAUGCUUUGGUUUGGUUCGGAUACUUUAACUCCACUUGUAACCCACUAAUCUAUGGUUUCUUGUAUCCUCGCUUUCAGAAAGCUUUUAAAAUUCUCAUAUCCACUUAUAUCUGUGCCUGCAAUGACUCAAGCACCUUGAUACUUGAAUCAGUUUAA